Messenger RNA from Jatropha curcas, 1913 nucleotides. RefSeq names its product geraniol 8-hydroxylase-like. Gene Ontology annotation, molecular function: oxidoreductase activity, acting on paired donors, with incorporation or reduction of molecular oxygen; monooxygenase activity; iron ion binding. The record is from RefSeq and is a predicted model, not a curated record. Lineage: Eukaryota; Viridiplantae; Streptophyta; Magnoliopsida; Malpighiales; Euphorbiaceae.
UUGUAGGAGCAUGCGCCUGCCUGUAUAUAAGCAGACUAUGAUAUUAGGCUUCACUUCAACCAAAAACACUAAAUUUCCAAACCAGAUGAUGAUGGAGUUACUGAUGGCUUGUGUUCCUUUUCUACUAAGCUUAGCCCUUAUUCAAGCUGUAAAGUUGAUAUCAAAGGGAAGCAAAACAGCUAGUUCCGGCAAGCUUCCACCAGGCCCAACACCUUUACCCAUUUUAGGCAAUCUUCUAAAACUUGGCGAUAAACCUCACAAAUCCUUGGCUAAGCUUGCUAAAAUCCAUGGUCCGUUAAUGAGUCUAAAACUAGGUCAAAUUACGACAGUGGUAAUAUCUUCUUCAUCUUUAGCCAAACAAGUUCUCCAAACAUUCGAUCUCAGUUUCUGUAACAGACCUGUAAUUGAAGCAAUCCGAGCCCGUGGACACCACGAAGUAUCGGUAGCUUGGGGACCCGUAGGAGUUCCAUGGAGAAAUCUUAGAAGAAUUUGCAAUUCUAACAUUUUUGCAAAUCAGAAGCUUGAUUCUGAUCAAGAUUUACGGCGAAAGAAAAUCCAAGAACUUGUUAACCAAGUUGACGAAAGUUGCCGCCUUGGUGCUGCUGUGGAUAUUGGGCAAGUGGCUUUCAAAGCUAUGCUUAAUGUUUUGUCUACCACUAUAUUUUCUUUAGAUUUGAGCGAUUCGGAUUCCGAUAUUGUAAAGGAGUUUAAAGAAGUUGUGAGGUGCAUUAUGGAUGAGGUUGGUAAACCAAACUUGGCUGAUUAUUUCCCUUUGCUUAGAAAGAUUGAUCCACAAGGUAUAAAGGGUCGCUUGGAGAUUCAUUUUGGGCUAUUGUUUGAUCUUUUUGAUCGUAUAAUCGAUGAAAGGUUGUUGUUAAGAAAACAGCAGAGCUAUAUUCCUUCAAACGACCUGCUUGAUACUCUUCUUUCCCUCAAUGAAGACAACAGUGAGGAUUUGGAUAUGAAUUGCAUCAAACAUUUGUUUUUGGAUUUAUUUGCUGCUGGAACUGAUACAACUUCAAGCACGUUAGAAUGGGCGAUGACAGAACUACUUCGCAACCCGAAGAUUUUAUCAAAAGCUAAAGCAGAGAUUGAGCAAACCAUUGGCAAAGGAAAAUUGAUACAAGAUUCAGAUGUUGAUAGGCUGCCUUAUUUACAAGCAAUCAUUAAAGAAACCUUCAGAUUGCACCCAGCAGUUCCAUUACUACUUCCUCGCAGAGCAGGAGUAGAUGUAGAAAUGUGUGGCUUUACGGUUCCUAAAGAUGCUCAAGUGAUGGUCAAUGUAUGGGCAAUUGGCAGAGACCCUAGUUUAUGGGAGGAUCCAGAUUUAUUUAUGCCAGAGAGAUUCUUGGGUUCGGAUAUUGAUGCUCGAGGAAGAAAUUUUGAGCUUAUUCCAUUUGGUGCUGGACGAAGAAUUUGCCCUGGAUUGCCAUUGGCGACAAGAAUGUUGCCCUUGAUGUUGGGAUCGCUUAUUAAUUCUUUUGGUUGGAAACUUGAAGAUGGGAUUAUAGCUCAAACUAUGGAUAUGGAAGAUAGAUUUGGUGUUACUUUGCAGAAGGCUCAACCCCUGCGAGCUAUACCUUUGCCAUUGCAACGGUAAUGCAAAAAAUAAAAUGUCAUUAUCGAAGUUUCAUAUAAUCGAAUCAUACAUCAUGUGUCUGAAAACUUAUCCAUAAUAAGCUACGCUAGCUACUAGAUGGCAAGUAUAAUGGUCAAAACAACUACUGUUGUAGUGCGUUUCCCUAAAAUAGUAAAUUACAAGAAUGUCCCCAAAAAAUAUUUAUGGAUUGUAGUUUGUUGACAUUUCAAAGGCAAGUGUUACCAUAUGAAUGUAACAAAUAUAUUGUUAUACUGCGACGGCAAUAAAAAUAAUAAAUGUAAUUUUUUAAUGCUUGCCAACAAUUUUACUAGAC